AAAUGACAUUUUAGCUAGGAGAAUUUGUUGUUAAACAUUCGUCCGGUUUUAAUUCAGCAUACAAACGGAUAAAAUAAUAUAACAGAAUGGCUGGUGAAGUACUUGUUGAUGCGCUGCCAUAUAUUGAUUUAGGCUACGAUGAUCCUGGCGUGCGUGAAGCGGCUAUCGCUAUGGUGGAAGAAGAAUGUCGGCGAUAUCGUCCUACAAAAAAUUACCUCGAGCACCUGCCGGCCGUCAAUACUACCGCAUUUGAAACCGAACUGAUGCGAGCCGAAUUUGAACGCAUCCAAAAUCGUUUGCCAAUGGAACCGCUGAGCAUGAAACGGUACGAGCUGCCACCUCCACCGGCCGGGAAAAUGAACGAAGUGUCGGCCUGGACGGAAAGUGUGGACAACUCGAUGGCCCAGCUAGAGCAUCAGGCAGUGCGUGCAAUGAAUCUCGAGCUCAUGUCGGAGUACGGCUGCGAGAUGUGGAAAUCGUACCUCGAAACGCUGGUGGCCUUGCAGGCAAAGUGUCAGGCUCGGCUAGCGGAGGUGAAGAAGGAAAUUCAAGACGUGAAUUGGUCACGCAAGACCAAGCAGACGCAGGGAGGAGAAAAACUGCGAUCCCUGGAAGCUCAGUGGGUCAUGCUGGUGUCAAAAAAUUACGAAAUUGAACAAGCUUGUGUCAAGCUGGAGGAAAAAAUAUACCACAAGAAGAUGGCACAGAACUCCUUGCAGGCCGAACGGAAACAUGAAUAAACUUGACUUUGAUAGUAAUAUUUCGAAAGUAAAAACACCAUUUCAGUGUGUGUCACAUCGCUAGCCAUCAUUAUAUCUAUUUCCGUUUAUUUUAAAAAUCACACUCUGUUACAUAUUUUAGAAGGUUACAUGCAAUAUAGUUUGUUUCUUAAAACAUAAAAAUUAGCUUUACGAGCGAAA
This is a messenger RNA of Anopheles coustani, 920 nucleotides long. It is a transcript of the gene BCAS2, whose product is annotated as pre-mRNA-splicing factor SPF27. The transcript has 2 exons. Bases 87 to 740 code for a protein of 217 amino acids. The record is from RefSeq and is a predicted model, not a curated record. NCBI's taxonomy places the organism in Eukaryota, Metazoa, Arthropoda, Insecta, Diptera, Culicidae. Gene Ontology annotation, cellular component: catalytic step 2 spliceosome; precatalytic spliceosome; Prp19 complex. Gene Ontology annotation, biological process: mRNA processing.